This is a messenger RNA of Talaromyces rugulosus, 432 nucleotides long. RefSeq lists its product as uncharacterized. The coding region runs from base 1 to 432 and encodes 143 amino acids. The record is from RefSeq and is a predicted model, not a curated record. Lineage: Eukaryota; Fungi; Ascomycota; Eurotiomycetes; Eurotiales; Trichocomaceae. The transcript has 2 exons.
AUGUUCAACAGCAGUAGCUCACACUUGUAUACUACUUCUCCGCCAAGCUUCCAGCGUCCUCCCAGGACUGCUGCUGUUCGCACUGGUUCAUCUUCAUCGUCAUCGUCAUCGUCAUCAUCAUCAUCGCCACGCGUCCCUAUUUCCAAAACAGCAGCAUACUCGUGGUUGCAACAGCCCAAAUCAGAACCGAUCGAAAAUGAACCGGCAACGCACGACCAACAGCAGCAGCAGCCAAGCAUCAUGGCACUGUCGCUCCUGACUCGGAAUGGUUCGUCGUCGUCGUCUUCGUCGUUGAAUUCGUCCGCGUCGUCGGAUAGUUUCUCCGCAGAUAUUUAUAUUAAUAACAUCGACAAGCCUACCUCUGAUGGACCGGCCAAUACCGUCGUUCAGGGAAAAAACAGCUACAACAGGAUAUGGAACCCGGAGACGUGA